AUGACGACGGGAGCAGGCAGUGCGCACUUCGACGGUCUUUACGUCGACGUUGAGGCAAAGCCACGCUCGCACCCACCGCCGCCGGUCCCGACCAUUGUCGAGGCCGAGACCUCUGAGACCGCCGCUCAUCAACUCAAGAAAGCCGCGCAGCGGCGGGCAAUGAACGAGAACGACGAGUACCGCGAGGACGCCCGUGCCCGCAAGCUCGCUGCCUCCCCCCCUUGGGACCAGGGCAAGACCGAAGAGUCUUACACCCCCUUCAAGCCCAAGAAACCCAAGCCUACAUUCUCCUCCGGUUACGGCCUCAGGGAGGUUGCACUGCAGAACCCGCCCGAGCCCCUUCCCCCUCUCGAAGAGCGCAUCGGUCCCGAAGGUAGCCGCCACCGCGUCUAUCCCGCUCCUUCCCCUAUCGACCCACCUCUCAACGUCGAAGAAGGCUGGCCUGAAGACACCCCGUCACCUGCCCCCAUCGUCCACAUGUCCCUCCUUCACGACGCCAUUUCCGAGGGUCGUCGCAGUGACGACGACAAUUCGCCAGGCGACAAUACUCCCAUCAUGGAACACCCCAAAGACUCCACGGUUCCACCGGCACCACUUCCGGCUGCUGAAUCGGACAAGAACGCCAAUGCCAACGGGAUUACCUCCAGCCGGGCCUAUGUCGACUUUGAGCCGCACAAGGAAGGUACCGAAAGGGCCAAGCCCGCCAUGGACGAGCUCGCGAAGCUCUUCGAAGAGCGUAUGCAGAUGCGCUUGGAGAUGGGUUUCGCCGGCAACGGCAGCCGCAGGGUUUCCGACUUUGGUAUGCCCCAGCGCCCCCAAGGUGACGGCUUUGGCCGCCAGAGCAGCUACGGUGCCCCUCGCGACAGCGGCUAUGGUUCUCGCGACAAUGGCUAUGGUGCUCGCGACAAUGGAUAUGGCGCUUCACGUGACAGUGGUUACGGAAACCGCCCCUCGCAGCAAGACAACGGCUAUGGAAGCCGCGGCCCCCAGCAAGACAGCGGCUGGGGAAACCGUCAGUCAGGUGGCGGUGACCAAGGUGGACGUGGCGGCUGGGGCUCUAACGACAACGCCACUUCCAACAACUCCGGCUGGGGCCAGGGUGCGUCCAGCAACAACAACGACGAGCCCGGUGGCUGGGGUCAGUCUGCCUCAUCGAACAACAACAACAAUGAUGACUCUGCCUGGGGCAACUCUGGUGGUGGCGGCUACGACGCUCCUCCUCACCAGCGCGGCUUGGGUGACCGCGGCGCCAACCUCUCCGGUGGCAACGGGUGCUUCAAGUGCGGCAAGGAAGGUCACAUGAGCCGCGAGUGCCCCGAUGGAACCACCUGCUACAACUGUGGCAAGGGCGGUCACAUUUCUCGCGAGUGCACCGAACCUCGUUCCGGAGGUGGCGGUGGAGGCGGUUGCUUCAACUGUGGACAGGAGGGCCACAUUUCUCGCGACUGCACCGAGCCUCGUUCCGGAGGUGGAGGUGGCGGUGGAAGCGGCUGCUUCAACUGUGGACAAGAGGGACACAUGAGGAGCGAGUGCCCCGAGCCUCGUACCGGCGGUGGUGGAGGCGGUGAGUGCUUCAACUGUGGACAGCCUGGCCACAUGAAGAGCGACUGCCCCGAGCCUGCCGGUCUCAACCUUGGCCCGUUCCAUGGCACGUGUCACAACUGCGGUAAGCAGGGCCACAUGAGCCGCGACUGCCCCGAGGCUUCCACCGGUCCGUUCCGUGGUACCUGCCACAACUGUGGCGAGCAAGGUCAUAUGAGCCGUGAAUGUCCAGGCGGCGGAGGUGGCGGCGGCGGCGGAGGAUCGUGGGGUAACAACAACGCGUCCUCUGGUGGUGGCGGCGGCGGUGGAUCGUGGGGUAACAACAACGCGUCCUCUGGCGGCGGUGGCGGCGGGUCGUGGGGCAACAACAACACGUCCUCCGGCUGGGGCAACGAAGGCGCCAGCUCGAACAACAACAACAACACCUCGUCUGGUGACGAUGGCUGGGGUAAUGACGCCAACCCUUCCCGCGAAAGCAACACGGCCACGAACGAGCCCUCGCAUGGCGAUGGAGGCUGGAACGGUAACAACAACAGCAACAGCGGUGCGCAGAACGGCGGCUACAAUUCUGGUGAGCCCAAUCUGACCAAGGAGCCCACUAACAACUCAGCCCCUCAGUCCGCCCCUCAGCCCCCUCCAACCCCCAGCCGUGGCGGCCCUCCCGUCCACCCUGACCGCAUGGGCUUUGUCCACCCCGACCGUGCUCGCCAGGUUCCCAGCGGCGCUCCUCAGGAUGACUACAACUCGCGUGGCCCUCCUCAGCGUGAGUCCUGGAACUCGCGUGCCCAGAACGACCAGGGUGGCGGCUACUCGAACUCGGGUGGAGGCUAUGGCAAUCAGCGCCAGAACGAUGGCUAUGGUGGCGACAACCAGCGUGACGGAGGCUACGGUCAAGGCGACGGCGGCCACAGUUCGUCUCAUGGCCAUGCUCGCCGGGAGUCCAGUUCGUACGACAACUCUUUCGAGGACGAGCCUCCUCGUGCCCCUCCUGCCGACGUGCACCCCGUGAGUCAAUUGUGUCCCCUUCACCGCUGA
This is a messenger RNA of Apiotrichum porosum, 2577 nucleotides long. RefSeq lists its product as uncharacterized. The record is from RefSeq and is a predicted model, not a curated record. Lineage: Eukaryota; Fungi; Basidiomycota; Tremellomycetes; Trichosporonales; Trichosporonaceae. Gene Ontology annotation, cellular component: cytoplasm. The coding region runs from base 1 to 2577 and encodes 858 amino acids. Gene Ontology annotation, biological process: positive regulation of cytoplasmic translation. Gene Ontology annotation, molecular function: translation regulator activity; single-stranded RNA binding; zinc ion binding. The transcript has 13 exons.